Hansenula anomala is the source of this 1185-nucleotide messenger RNA. It is a transcript of the gene OLA1, whose product is annotated as Obg-like ATPase. The coding region runs from base 1 to 1185 and encodes 394 amino acids. The transcript has a single exon. Gene Ontology annotation, cellular component: cytoplasm. Gene Ontology annotation, molecular function: ATP binding; ATP hydrolysis activity; GTP binding. NCBI's taxonomy places the organism in Eukaryota, Fungi, Ascomycota, Saccharomycetes, Phaffomycetales, Wickerhamomycetaceae. The record is from RefSeq and is a predicted model, not a curated record.
AUGCCUCCAAAGAAACAAGUUGAAGAAAAAAAAGUCUUAUUAGGUCGUCCAGGUAAUAACUUAAAAUCUGGUAUUGUUGGUUUAGCUAACGUUGGUAAAUCAACUUUCUUUCAAGCCAUUACUAGAUGUCCUCUAGGUAACCCAGCUAAUUAUCCAUAUGCUACCAUUGAUCCAGAAGAAGCUAGAGUUAUCGUCCCAUCUCCACGUUUAGACAAACUAAACGAAAUCUACAAACCAAAAUCAGAAGUCCCAGCUCACAUUACCCUUUAUGAUAUUGCCGGUUUAACAAGAGGUAGUUCCACUGGUGAAGGUUUAGGUAAUGCUUUCUUGUCCCACAUUAGAGCUGUUGAUGCCGUCUACCAAGUUGUUCGUUGUUUCGAUGAUGCUGAAAUUAUCCAUAUUGAAGGUGAUGUUAACCCAGUUCGUGAUUUGGAAAUUAUUUCAAAUGAAUUGAGAUUAAAAGAUAUUGAAUUUGCUGAAAAACAUUUAGAAGGUGUUAACAAAAUCACUAAAAGAGGUGGUCAAUCUUUAGAAGUUAAACAAAAAAAAGAUGAAGCUGCUUUAGUUGAAAGAAUUAUUGAAUUAUUAAAAGAUGGUCAAAGAGUUGCCAACCAAACUUGGAGUCCAAAAGAAGUUGAAGUUAUCAACACCAUGUUUUUAUUAACUGCUAAACCAACUAUUUACUUGAUCAAUUUAUCAGAAAGAGAUUACAUCAGAAAGAAGAACAAGCAUUUGUUGGCUAUUAAAGAAUGGGUUGACAAAUUCUCUCCAGGUGAUGUCAUUAUCCCAUUCUCAGUUUCAUUAGAAGAAAGAUUAUCCCACAUGGAAACUGAUGAAGAAAGAAUCGAAGAAGGAAAGAAAAUCGGUGCUCAAUCUCAAUUACCAAAGAUUAUCACCACCAUGAGACAAAAAUUAGAUUUGAUUUCAUUCUUUACUGCUGGUCCUGAUGAAUGUCGUGAAUGGACUAUUAGAAAAGGUACCAAAGCUCCACAAGCUGCUGGUGUCAUUCAUAAUGAUUUAAUGAACACUUUCAUCUUGGCCCAAGUUAACAAAUAUGAAGAUAUCAUCCAAUUCAAAGAUGAAGCUGCUGUUAAAGCCGCUGGUAAAAUGUUACAAAAAGGUAGAGAUUAUGUUGUUGAAGAUGGUGAUGUUAUCUACUUCAGAGCUGCUGCUGGUAAAAACUAG